Messenger RNA from Diuraphis noxia (Russian wheat aphid), 699 nucleotides. RefSeq names its product BH3-only protein sayonara (gene synr). Gene Ontology annotation, cellular component: cilium. NCBI's taxonomy places the organism in Eukaryota, Metazoa, Arthropoda, Insecta, Hemiptera, Aphididae. The record is from RefSeq and is a predicted model, not a curated record.
AUGCAAAUUCAAUUUUUAGCGAGAAAUUUAGCUGGGAGUAAAUCAUCGAAUACUGUACAAUUGGAACGAGAAUUGGACAGGGUUCGCAGUUACCGAGACACGUUAGUUAGUGGUGAAUUGUCGUGGAAAGACGCCACGUUAUUCGCCCAAGACUCUGCGGAUUAUAGCCGUACAGCAUAUAAUAGUUGGCAUUCACUGCGGACCGAAGAAGACGAAUCCACACGAUUUCGUCAAGCAUUGAAAACUAGAGAUUCGAUGCACCAAGCUGCUCUAUGCGUUCGGAUGGCACAGACCAUGUUGCCCGGUGUUCAAUUCCCGUAUUGUACUUCAAGAGAAGUAUUUGCUAUUCUACAAGUAAUCGAAUACUUGUUUACUGAUUUGCAAGUUUCCGAAAGGUUUGGUCAUGCUCUCGAAGUUUAUAAAAGCUUUAACAAAAGAGCGACGGCAUUGACUCAGUGGCUAAAACAGACCACGGAUGAAACAAUUCAUAAAGAUGUAGAAGAAGUGGACGAGCGUAUCAAUGAUUUGGCUAACACACUGAGCCAAGAAAGAACAAUGAUCAGGACAGAGUUUCGGGAGACCAAUCCAGAACGGUACAACAUACUAGGAUCUCACCAACGCAUUGUUACCAAAUGGCUAAGCGAUACUAUAGGACCUAAAAAAGAAUAUAUUGAUCUGCAUUCAAAAUUUCGUUUAUAA